AUGGCAAAACCUGUUAUUGCUGUGGCCGGAGCUGGCGAUCUUGCCAAGGUCUUCCUCGAGGAAUCAUGGGCCGACGGCACGUUUGAUGUCGUUGUGUGCACGAGCAAGGUCAGGAUGGCUUCCAGACACGCGCAGAACAAAACGCAUACUGACCAGAAACAGAUGAAGGAAUGGUACGACAAGCCGAAUAUCAACGUCGCCAUCACCGACUACUCGGUCGAGUCCAUGACGGAGCUCCUCAACUCCACCGGCGCCGUCGCCCUCUACGUCUUCUACAUCACCUUUGACUACCCUGUCUUCGUCAAAGUCCAUAGCGACCUGCUCGACGCCUGCAUCGCGUCCAAGUCGUGCAAGCGCUUCGUGCCGUCUGAAUGGUGCGGAAAUGCUCUGGACUUUCCCCGCACGCCGCGCUUCUACGGAGAGACCCGGCUGCCAAUCCGCGAGAAGCUGUGCGCACAGACAGAAGUCGAGUGGACCGUUAUCUGUCUCGGCUUCUUCAUGGACUACGUCGUCCCGUCCCACCAGACAUACCUCAAAGACUACGGCGAAAUGGACCCGUGGCAUCGUGAGAAGUGGGUGGCCACACUGAUGGGGACGGGAGACGAGAUGGUCGGCAUGACCUCGAGCCGUGACGUCAUGAAGGCGGCCAUUGAGAUUGCCAAAUUGCCUAAAUGGGAAAAUUAUUUCUUUAUUGUCGGAGAGAACACCACCCUCAACAAGGUGACCAAGCAGAUGGAAGAGUUCUAUGGCCGCAAGUUCAACAAGAUACAAUACAAGACAAAGGAGUAUACAGAGGCAGAGAUGGAGAUUAACAAGGAUGAUGUCGAAAGGCAGAGCGUACUGGAUGUAUUUGAGUGGCUCUACAAUGGAGCUACAUACAUGCCAGAGGAAUACUACAAGCCACAGAGAGAAAAGUACUUUACGAAUGUCAAGUUCAGGACUGUAGCGGAACUGCUGGCAGACUCCAAGGUGAAAGAAUUGGUCUAG
This is a messenger RNA of Grosmannia clavigera kw1407, 987 nucleotides long. Its product is annotated as nmra-like protein. Bases 1 to 987 code for a protein of 328 amino acids. The record is from RefSeq and is a predicted model, not a curated record. The transcript has 4 exons. Lineage: Eukaryota; Fungi; Ascomycota; Sordariomycetes; Ophiostomatales; Ophiostomataceae.